Magnolia sinica is the source of this 2451-nucleotide messenger RNA. RefSeq names its product pentatricopeptide repeat-containing protein At4g38010. The record is from RefSeq and is a predicted model, not a curated record. Gene Ontology annotation, biological process: RNA modification. Bases 10 to 1809 code for a protein of 599 amino acids. NCBI's taxonomy places the organism in Eukaryota, Viridiplantae, Streptophyta, Magnoliopsida, Magnoliales, Magnoliaceae. The transcript has a single exon. Gene Ontology annotation, molecular function: RNA binding; protein binding.
GAGACUGCCAUGACCCAGGCAGCACUCAAUCAUGGCCUUACAAAGACUGCAAUUCCUGUAAAAUCCACCCUUCUCACUCUCAUCACCAGAUGCAAUUCCGUCAAAUCCUUCAAACAGAUUCAUGCACAGCUCCUCAUUUCUGGCUUCAUCCAAGAUAGCUCGAUCCAAUCCCAAAUCAUCGGUUUUUUCGUGAAUUCUGACGAUCUUGUGUACGCUCACGAAACUCUCAAUCAAAUCCACCAUGGCCCACAUUCUUUCCUCUUCAAUUCGCUGAUCGCCGCCUACGCCGGCAGCAAAAUGCCAGAGGCGGCGAUCUUGGUAUAUAGACGGAUGGUCGGUGGCGGAUUCACGCCAGACAUGUACACUUUUCCGGCAAUUCUGAAAUCCUGCGCGAAGGGUCGGAGGAUCGGAGAGUGUGGGCAGGUUCAUGGGAUGGCUGCGAAGAUGGGAAUUGGGUGUGAUCUCUAUGUGCAGAAUGCGCUUGUUCAUGUAUACAGUGUUUGCGGCGAUUCAGAUGGCGCAUGCAAGAUGUUCGAUGAAAUGGUUGAGAGAGAUGUGGUGUCUUGGACUGGUUUAAUUUCUGGGUAUGUGAGGAGAGGGUUGUUUGGGGAGGUGAUGGGUUUGUUUCGGAAGAUGGAUGUGGAGCCAAAUGUGGCGACUUUGGUUAGUGUUAUUGUUGCUUGCGGGCGGUUGGGGGAUUUGGAGAUGGGGAGAGUGAUGCACGGGUUGGUUUUUAAGCGGGAAUUCGGGAUGGGUUUGGUGGUUGGCAAUGCUCUUUUGGAUAUGUAUGUGAAAUGUGAGUGUUUGGAUGAGGCAAAAUGGGUUUUCGAUGAGCUCCCGAUGAGGGAUAUUGUGUCUUGGACUAGCAUGAUUAGUGGGUUAGUGCAAUGCAAACAUCCCAAGGCGGCGGUGGAUGUCUUCCGCGACAUGCAAACUUCAGGCGUGGAGCCCGACAAGGUUACGCUGGCUAGUGUGCUUUCAGCCUGCGCGAGCUUAGGGGCAUUGGAUUGUGGGAGAUGGGUCCAUGAGUACAUUGAUCGUAAGAGUGUCGAAUGGGACGCUCACAUCGGAACUGCCUUAGUUGACAUGUAUGCAAAGUGUGGGUGUAUUGAGAUGGCAUUGCGUAUUUUCUACCAUAUGAACCAUAAGAACAUCUACUCAUGGAAUGCACUGCUUGGAGGGCUAGCCAUCCAUGGCCAUGGGAAAGCAGCCCUUGAUCAUUUCAAUCGAAUGGUUAGUGACGGUACACAGCCGAAUGAGGUGACCUUCCUUGCCAUCCUAAGUGCUUGCUGUCAUUCCGGCUUAGUAGACGAUGGUCGUCAGUGGUUCAAAGAAAUGACCAGAGUCUAUAACCUCACACCAAGGAUAGAACACUACGGGUGCAUGGUUGAUUUGCUCGGACGGGCCGGGCUACUUGAUGAAGCUCAUGAUCUUAUAAAGUCCAUGCCAAUGCAAGCUGAUGUGCUGAUAUUGGGCUCAAUGCUGAGUGCAUGUAAAGCUCAUGGAGAUGUUAGGCUCUCCCAACAGAUGUUGGGCUACCUCCAUGAGCUUGAGUCUCAUGACAGUGGGGUGUAUGUGCUUCUCUCAAACACAUAUGCUAUAAAUGAUAGAUGGGAAGAAGUAGUAAGGGUGAGGAGCCUGAUGAAGGACAAAGGUAUAAGAAAAUCACCUGGGUCUAGUGUAAUAGAGGUGAAUGGCCACACCCACGAGUUUUUAGUUGGAGAUUAUUGUAAUCAUCCUCAACAAGAAGAGAUUUAUCUAAUGUUGGAUAUGCUAAUGAGAUUAGUAAAUCUUGAAGGGCAUGCUUAAGAUUUUUGAAGAUUGAAUUAUUAUUUGGAUGGGUUUUAAGAGAUCAGAUUUCAAUUAAUCAUGCUUCACCAUGUGGCAAAUAUUGUUUAAAACCAUGAGAACUGGAUUAGACUCCAAACCCAACUGAGUCGAUUGACUCAAAAACUAGUACAGGUUUCUCUGAGUUUUUUUAGAAUUAUUUUAUUUAAUAUUUAAAAGUAUAUAUAAUAUAGGGAUCUUGUGUAAACCCUUAUCUUUUGGUCCAAUUCCAUUAAACCCCCUCCCUUAUUAGUAUUUCUAAAUGACCCUAUCUUUUAGGCCAUUAGGAAAAACAAAGCCCCUAUCUUCAGUCUUUCAUAUGAACAUUGUACGAAGCAUGCGACUGCAUUUUGUAUUUGACCAAAAUGCAUGUAGUUAAUGGCUUAACUAACCUUUUUGGGGCCCACCAUUAUGUUUAUAUGUGAUCCAACUCAGUCAUAAGUUUAUUUACCCACCCAGAUGAAUGGAAAAUGCAAAAAUCAGCCAGAUUUAAAACUUCAGGUAUGAAGAAGGUUUCAAUAUCCCACCCCAUGCAAAAUCAACAUUGUUCAUCAUUUUUGCCGGUAUAUGUUAGGAUGUGAGCUCAAAAAUGAGAUAGAUUUAAGAGUCGAGUGAGCUAUACAA